Molecule: messenger RNA, 1769 nt
Organism: Nematolebias whitei (Rio pearlfish)
Lineage: Eukaryota; Metazoa; Chordata; Actinopteri; Cyprinodontiformes; Rivulidae
Product: transcription factor IIIB 90 kDa subunit
Biological process (GO): DNA-templated transcription initiation; transcription preinitiation complex assembly; transcription by RNA polymerase III
Cellular component (GO): transcription preinitiation complex; transcription factor TFIIIB complex; nucleus
Molecular function (GO): RNA polymerase III general transcription initiation factor activity; RNA polymerase III type 3 promoter sequence-specific DNA binding; TBP-class protein binding
Source: RefSeq, a predicted model, not a curated record
GAAGACUCAUGAGGUUUCCAUGACGGCUCUUCGUCUUGUUCAAAGGAUGAAGAGGGACUGGAUGCACACUGGCCGCCGACCUUCUGGACUCUGUGGAGCAGCCCUCCUGGUCGCAGCACGGAUGCACAAGUUUCGUCGAUCAGUAAAGGAUGUAAUCAGUGUGGUGAAGGUCUGCCAGACAACUCUGAGGAAGAGGUUAACAGAGUUUGAGGACACGCCCACCAGUCAACUGACUAUCGAUGAAUUCAUGAGAGUGGAUCUGGAGCAGGAGUGUGACCCUCCAUCGUUCACUGCUGGACAGCACAAAGUCAAGAUGCAGCAGCUGGAGCAGGAGCUUGCUAGGAAACUCGAUGAAGUCGAAGGAGAAAUCAGCUGCUUCAAAGAUGAGAUAGAAACGGAGCUGGAGAGGAGUCGCCCCAAACUCAGAGGAAUCUACGCCACCUACACCAAAGAGAUGGCCCCAGAGGAGGAAGAGGUCCUGUCCCCCACAUCUGAUCCAGACGAGACAGAGAAAACUGAGCUGCAGGCCGCCUCCCAGCACCUGACCCAGGACUUCCUGUGCCAGGUGAUUCAGGAAGAGGGACGGGGCAAGAUAGCUGAUGAAGGUUUCUGCGAACAAGAGGCGGAGCCAGAAAAGAUGGAGACACACGCCCAGGUCACCCCUCUGUCGGUCAUUCUGGGAAAACUGCCUAGUGCUGCCAGGCUGGGCCUUCAGGAGAGCUUUCACACCUUGGACGGGUCAGAACCAGUACAUCCUGAAUGAAAAGGAGGUUCAAGUGAAGACGGAGCUGUGGAUGAAACAGAACGCAGAGUACCUGAAGGAGCAGAAAGAGAAGGAGGAAAGGAUAAACAAGGAGAAGGAGCAGGGCACCUACAAGGAGAAGAAGAAGAAAUACAAGAAGCGUGAGCAGAUUGAGGCGUCAACGGCGGGCGAGGCCAUCGAGAAGAUGUUAGAGAAAAAGAAGAUCUCCAGUAAGAUCAACUACGACGUUCUCAGAGACCUGAACGGAGUGACAGGAAGUCCCAGCACGGCGACCUCUGACCUGCCAGAGGGCACUGCCACCCGGAAACGACUCAGCCGCCGCCGCAAGAAAAGCAGCGAGGUCAAUCCUGACCUUGGUGUUAAUGCUUCCAUCAUGGGGAAGAGGUUCCGCCGUCUCAUUUCCUCCACACCAAAGAAGAAGAAAGCACCUCCCCAGGUGAAAACCACCAUCACCAUGGAGAUGAAUACGACAGAAGCUGCAGCAUCACCAACUCCUGAUGCUGUCCCAGAUACAGGCUCCGCCUCCCCAGCUGCUCCACCCCCUGCUGAGGAAGAGGAAGAGGUGGAGGAAGAGUGUGUGAGUGCUCUGCGGCUUGUAGGAGAUUACGGUUGUGAGGAGGAGGAAGUGUUUUAGCUCCACCCCCUGACCUUUGAACCCUGUGAAUAAACUCCACCCAGGCUGAAGAUCCAAUCCAGGCGAUCAAUUUCAGAUCAAUAAUUGAAUCAAUGACCAAGUUUCAGGACACGUCAGUGUUUUUACUGAUCACUGAUAGAGGAACUGAUCAGAGUUCCUCAUGUUGGAUGAUAUUUGUGUGUGUGCGUGCAUGCGUGAGUGUGUGUAAAACUUAAUAUGAACGUACAGAAGCCCAGCAGGUUCAAAACCAGAUGAAGUCCUUUAGUUGUGCUGGGCGUCCAGAGUCCUGAUCAGUUUGUUACUGACCAAACAGCCGAGCCAGAGAGUGUGUGUUCACGUGCACGAGUGUUUGUUUCUUCUCUUCUUUGUUGU